AUGAGGAAAACUUUUAAUAUUUCAAAUAUACAACCAAUAAAUGAUAUUUCACGGCCGACAAAAAAAGGCAAAGUCGUUCGCUUCAAACGUAAAAAUUGCCUAGAGAACUGUCUAGAGGAGUUGGGAGAGUAUGGCAAGGAAACGAAUGUGCACGGAUUGAAGCGCAUGCUCACCUGUAACGCUGGCCGAUGGGAACGUGCUCUAUGGACGCUCGGUUUCAUAUUCGCACUCAGCUUACUUAUUUACUUCACUAAGUUUUUGGCGCAUCGCUUCAAACAUAGCGAAUUCAAAACUACCAUCUACUCCACCCACUACCCCAUUUACAAGGUACCCUUUCCGGAAGUGACGAUUUGCAAUAAAAAUCGUCUAAACUGGGAACGUUUGGAGCAAGUGAAAGAAAAAUUCCUUUGGCCAGCACAUCAUAAUUCCUCAUAUGAGCAGCUCUUCGUUGAAAUAAUCGCCAUGUAUGACAACUUAAGGUUCGGCUACUUUUAUCGUUUCUCGAAUUUGAAAACGAAACCGAUUUAUGAACUCAACUACAUUAAUUUCACCGAGGUGGUGCGGCAUAUGACGUGGCGUUGUGAGGAGUUGCUAACGGAUUGUGUAUGGCGUGAUCGACCAAUGAAUUGCUGUGAUAUAUUCAUACGGCGUCGUUCGACUAACGGACUUUGUAUGGCCUUCAAUUCUGUUGAAUCAGUCGUUGGCAGUUUGAAGCAAAAAAUGGACUCGAAAUGGCCGUGGCGAGUGACUGAGAGUGGGCCGCAUAAGGGUCUACAGGUGCGCGUGUUGUUGAAUGAGAAGAAGCACUCACCCUUCACGAAGGUGCCAAAGGGAAUUUUGUUGAUGACAGUUCAACCUCAAGUGUGGAGUUACACAGCCAUCGAUAUACCCCGCAAUGUGUUUGCGCGUAUUUAUAUCGAUGCUUAUAUGAGUUUCUUUGACUCAGACACCAGACGUUUGUCAUCGAAGAAACGACGUUGCGUUUUUCAGGACGAAGUAGACAGCGCGGACUUCAAAACACUUUCUAAUCAUGUCUAUAUGCUGGAAAAUUGUCGGGCGGAGUGUCAACAGGAGUAUCUCCUGCAUUAUUGUAAUUGUACUGUGGAUCUGUUUUUUCCGGCAGGGUCAUAUCGGAUAUGUAAAUUGGUGGAUCUGCCGUGCCUGGGUCAUCAUAAUCAUCUGCUGCGGUACUUCGAGGAGACAGCGAAGGAUACUUUUACCACUAAUAAUCCGGGACUUGCCUGUAAUUGUUUUUUCAAUUGUCGUUCGUUGCGUUAUUUUGUUAAGGGGCGAACUCGAGCUUUGCAAGCACACGAACAAUGGACUAGCAAUGAUACUGUGUUGUUGGAUAUGAACUUUAUGAAGGACUAUAUUUUUCUUUACAAAACCAAUUUAGUCUACACCUGGGUCGAUUUACUAUUUAAUUUUGGCAACAUCACGGCGCUCUUUCUUGGCUGUUCUCUUAUUAGCCUUGUGGAAUUGAUAUAUUUCUUUCUGGUGAAGGUUCCGCAGCGUAGAUUACGAAAACACAAAAGCAUAGUUAGGAGCAAAGGAGCGAUUUUAUUGCACACCAGACCACCUUUGAGUUCAUACAGAAAAUAAUUGCGAUAAGUUUAAGAGAAUUAAUUAAGUUAUAAUUCUAAUUUGAUGUCGAGCCUCGGUUAUUUUCCAUUUUUAUAUUUAUUUGAAAAGUUUGAUGGAGUAAGAGCCUGAAUCUUAAGUAUGAAUUGAGCCGGCGUUUUAGUUUGCUUUUGAGUUGGAAGUGGAUUUUGAAUUUAAGUUUUAAUUUAGGUUAGUGAUUCGGGGCGAAUUUGAGUAUGAUUUUGAAUAUAAGUUUGAAAAUGAGUUUUGAUUUGAGUUUGAGUUAGUAUCGCAUUUGUAUAAGCUUGAGUUCAAGUUGGCUUUUGAAAUUGA
Molecule: messenger RNA, 1914 nt
Organism: Anastrepha ludens (Mexican fruit fly)
Lineage: Eukaryota; Metazoa; Arthropoda; Insecta; Diptera; Tephritidae
Product: pickpocket protein 19-like
Exons: 6
Coding region: 1-1602 (533 amino acids)
Biological process (GO): sodium ion transmembrane transport
Cellular component (GO): membrane
Molecular function (GO): ligand-gated sodium channel activity
Source: RefSeq, a predicted model, not a curated record